AUGCGUGGGGCUCCUGUGAAAAUUUCCUUGAGGGGGCCGUGUUUUCUGUCAGUUCUGCCCACUUACUGUCACCCGUGGGGAAGCGGGACGGAUGACACAGCGAUGAGGAGAGAGAGGGAGAGGGAGGUGGUGCUCGUCCAUGGAUACGAGCGAUGUAGACCUCUCAUACGGGGCCGUCAUAGAGAGAUGGGCCGCAGAGAGCGCGGCGUUUGGUCGCGAGAAUGGGAAUGA
Molecule: messenger RNA, 231 nt
Organism: Purpureocillium lilacinum
Lineage: Eukaryota; Fungi; Ascomycota; Sordariomycetes; Hypocreales; Ophiocordycipitaceae
Source: RefSeq, a predicted model, not a curated record